Coniophora puteana RWD-64-598 SS2 is the source of this 1456-nucleotide messenger RNA. RefSeq lists its product as uncharacterized. The record is from RefSeq and is a predicted model, not a curated record. Lineage: Eukaryota; Fungi; Basidiomycota; Agaricomycetes; Boletales; Coniophoraceae. The coding region runs from base 1 to 1287 and encodes 428 amino acids. The transcript has a single exon.
AUGAUCGAAACCGAGGAUCUUACUCCACCGUUGACUGAUGCAUACCGUCUACCGCCAGAACUUUGGCUAAAGGUCUUCAACUUUGCCACGUUGGGGGGAACAGAGCUGGAACGCGAGUUUGAUACACGGGUAGCAAGGGAUGGGCUCUACGACAAUGACCGUGUAGGCCAUGUUUCUUCUCUCAAGCGAGCGCAAGCUGCUCGCCUCAACAUCGCCCUCGUAUGUAGGACAUGGUACGACCUAUCCGUUCACCACCUAUAUCGUUCAAUGCGGGUCACGAGACCUGGUAAUCUGAUUCCCCUCACGAACACACUCUUGAAGCCGCUCCCAAUAACAGCAGACGAAACCCCUCGUCGGUUGGGAGAGCUUACACAACGCCUGGACAUCGUCCUCCACUUCUCGUGCGUCAAGAAGGGAGAUGAUCCACCACCGGAUGAUUCCCGCCCAAGUCUACCGGAGUUUUUGAUAUCCCUUCCCCGUCUCACCAGCCUUGUGCUUGAUUGCCAACUCGUCUCGUUACCCAGUCCCUUGCCAGUGGCUUCCAGUGAAUUCUACGUCCCUUCCUCCUUGAUAGAUGACCUCUGCACCCACAUGUCCGGGUUGACAUCUCUUGAGAUACGCAGGCUCUCCCUUCACUGGAGGGAUGCAGAACGAAUAUUGCGGCGCAUCCCUGACCUUCGUACCUUGUCUGGCACCUACAUUGGCUUCCCAGCGUCUUUUGAUAGUCCGGGUCUUUCAUCGCCUUCCAUUAUUCCAUCCCUCCACACCCUUUCGCUCAAGAGCAUGAACCACCACACGCGCGUUGAGCCCAACUGUCUUCCGAAUUUGCGCCAUAUCACACUUAGAGACGACAGAUUUCUGAACGACACACGCAACGAAUCAUUUUUACGGUCCGUUGGACACACCCUCGACACUGUUCACUGCGCCAUCGGAGACAGGAAGAUUCAGUCGCGAAUUUGGAAGAUAGGCAGAUACUGCCCUAACUUACAGCGUCUAGUGCUCUCCAUACCAGAACGCACCUUCUUUGAUUCCCAGUCUUUCCCUCUGCCCCUACAGCUCGCGCUUCCGCCGAUCACAUGCCUCGGACUGAGGACGUCUGCCUCUGCAGACUCGUCCGAUGACGUCUCCUACACGCAUAUAUGGCGUUCGCUUCGAAAGAUCCACAGGCUCGCCCCAUCCGUCGGCGUUGUCCAGUUCCUGAACAUUGACGUUUGUCACGGGGAGGCGUUGGAGAACGUUCCUUCUGAUUUACUACAUCUGAAGUUCGAGUACUACUACAGGAAUUAAAGCCUUUACGCGUCGGAACCAUACGGCUUGAAAAGCAGUCUUACUUUAUACCUGGCCUAACGUUGCUAGCUACAUACAGCCUUUUUGAUACGGGCUCAAACUUAUGGCUUCAUCGUUACAGAUUGUACUCUAGUGUAUUCUGUUGAAAUUCAUCAUGCAUAUUGCUCAC